Messenger RNA from Paramecium primaurelia, 540 nucleotides. The record is from the annotation of a GenBank genome assembly. NCBI's taxonomy places the organism in Eukaryota, Ciliophora, Oligohymenophorea, Peniculida, Parameciidae.
AUGGUAUUUAAAUCCAAAAGUGAUUAUAUCUUUGGAGCAUACUCUCCUUGUAAAUGGGAAUCAACUAGUAGUUAUAAAUAUGUAGAAGAUAAUACAUUAUCAUCUUUUAUAUUUUCAUAAACUCAUGAUUAAGUUUAUCCUUUGAAUUAAGAUUAAAAAUAAUAUGCUAUUUAUUGUUAUUCAAAAUAUUAUGGACCUGUAUUUGGAUAAGGAUGUGAUAUUUAUAUAAAUAAUAAUUUUACUGAUGGAUAUUCUAGAUUAGGUCAUUCAUAUUAAUUUAGUUAAUACAAGAAUUUAAAUGAUGAUCCAUAUUUAUUUGGAUAAAAUAAGCCAGAAAUAAAAGAAUCAUUUGAUUUAGACAUCUUAAAAAUUAUUGUUGUUUAAUAAAAUGAUUAUAAUAAAAAACUUAAUGAUAUCACAAGAAUAACAAUUUCUUUAUGUAUUAAUUAUUAGAUGGACUAACAUACUACAUAUUUAUAGGUUUUAUUUUUUAUAUCAUUAAAAUAAAAAAACUUAGUAAUGAAAACAUUAAUUAGAUGA